This is a messenger RNA of Cherax quadricarinatus, 656 nucleotides long. NCBI's taxonomy places the organism in Eukaryota, Metazoa, Arthropoda, Malacostraca, Decapoda, Parastacidae. The record is from RefSeq and is a predicted model, not a curated record.
ACUAGCAUCAAAUAUCAUCCCUCGAGGAAAGUACACUUAUAUGAAAUCGUUUCCAUAGGUUGAUGUGCUGGAGUCAAUCGAAGUGCGUGAAGAGUCAAAUGUUGAUGCAGUUAUUGUACGAGGAAAUCACUUCUUACAGGUUAACCAAGAGAAACCCUUCCGUAUUCACGCCAAUGUCCGUUCUGUCAUUACAGAGAACUACGUGCCAUGCUCAUGUCAACUAUGGUGGGUCUUGGACUCUCCGCUGGCACAGCAGAUGCCCAUGUUUUCCCGUCAUAACUUCUGUGUUUCGCCCUAUGCCCUUCAUGGCAAGACCAUCACUUCAGUGGACAUGGAAAAACUGGAACGAUGCCCUGCGCCGCAAGAACUUCAGCUACCCAGCGGCCAGGAGACAUCCCAAGGAACUUCUACACUGCCCCUCCCAGAAUUCCUCUCUGCUCUGUGUAUAUCCUUAUUACUAUUUCAUCAUCCUGAUUGGUGACAUGACUCCUGAGAUGAUGGCAUGUCACAGAUUAUAUCUUUUAAUUAUGGAGUGUACAGAAUUAGUUUUAUUGUAAUGAUCUGUGGAAUCUUUGUCUACAAUAGCCUUAUCCCUGAUUUGUAAAAUAUGCCAUUAUUAUCACCAAGAUGGGGACAAUAAUUAAUUAAAAACUCAG